This is a messenger RNA of Monopterus albus (swamp eel), 3961 nucleotides long. Its product is annotated as ELKS/Rab6-interacting/CAST family member 1-like. The record is from RefSeq and is a predicted model, not a curated record. Gene Ontology annotation, biological process: regulation of synaptic plasticity; neuromuscular synaptic transmission; maintenance of presynaptic active zone structure. Gene Ontology annotation, molecular function: structural constituent of presynaptic active zone. Bases 690 to 3821 code for a protein of 1043 amino acids. The transcript is spliced from 26 exons. Lineage: Eukaryota; Metazoa; Chordata; Actinopteri; Synbranchiformes; Synbranchidae. Gene Ontology annotation, cellular component: cytoskeleton of presynaptic active zone.
CGCUCUUCGCCGUCGUGACAUCACGGAAGCGCCCGAGUGGGAAGCCACCAGUGGAGGAGCUGGAAAAGACGGAAAAGAGGGAAAGACAGUAAAGGAUACACUGGAGACACGAGAGACAGAGCGUUUCACCUCGGCUGUUACGUUACGGAGCUCACUUAGAGGUUUGACAGCAGUAGAAUAUAUUAAGCGGACAACCGACUGGCCUUUUUGUUGCACACAGCUUAUUUCACAACCGAGGGGCAGCAGCGUUAACACAGCCGCAGUGAUCUCAUCAUCCCAGGCCUUGUGGACUAACUAACUGCCUUUAUUCAAAAGGGUGCCCUAUUGAUUUCUGCUCUCUAACAAAGCCCAUGGAUUAAAGCGAGGGUGCUGGGAAGGUCUUGAUCACAGCUGUGCUAACACUGCAUCAGGAUAUUUCAAGUCAAGAAGGACUACACUAGAAGAUUGGCAGGAAUUCAGUGUUUUCAGCUGUUAAUUUAGUGUUUCAGAAUUUUUUCCUAGACAUCCAUCAUACAUUGUUUGCUUCAUGUAAUUUUGAGCAUGUUGUAAGUGCAUAGGCUCCUAACUGUGUUUUCUUUAGGGAGAGGCUUUCCUCAGGACUUUUUGGAAACAUUUUUUAUCCACUUCACUGAUUAAUUUGACCCAGACGCUCUUGCAUCUCUACACUGUACAUCCCAUUUCGACUCACCAUGUAUGGUAGCUCACGUUCUAUCUCAAAGUUGGAUGUUUUUGGAUCCAAUGGUAAUGGGUCAGUGUCUGUGAGCCCUGGUCGCUCUCCACGCCUCCCACGCUCCCCAUGCCUUGGACACCGGAGGAACAGCGGCAGCAGCUCCACUGGUGGACUUACUGGCUCUGGUAAAACGCUGUCCAUGGAGAAUAUUCAGUCACUUAAUGCUGCCUACGCCACAGGAGGUCCAAUGUACUUCACUGACACAGGGGAAGACCCGGUCAGCAUUGGGAGCCUGGGCAGUGGGCUGAAUCCUUCGCUGCCCAAAAGCACCAUGACCCUAGGGAGAGCUGGGGUCAGGGUCCCCUAUGGGGUCAGGGCAGCUGUUAUGGGCAGCAGUCCUAAUAUAAACACUGGAGGAGGAGGGGGGGGUGGUGGUGGAGCGGUCACAUCCAGUGAUGCAAUAGCGUUUGGCGGUGAGAUACAAAACCAGCCUUCGCAGGCGGCUACUGUUCCCCACUCCAUGAGACAGGUUAGAGAUGGUGCCAUGUCAGACCUACAGACACAGCUGAGAGAAGUGCUGAGAGAGAACGAACUAUUGCGCAGAGAACUGGAGGCUAAAGAGUCCAAGCUGAGCUCUUCUAUGAACUCCAUCAAGACAUUUUGGAGUCCAGAGCUGAAGAAAGAGAGAGCACUCAGGAAGGAUGAAGCCAUGAAAAUGAGCAUGUGGAAGGAACAGUACCGAGUGGUACAGGAAGAAACACAGCAUCUUCAGUGCACCAUCCAGGCUUUACAAGAUGAGCUGCGAAUUCAGCGAGAUCUCAAUCAGCUCUUCCAGUCCGAUUACUCUGAGUCAGGUCGCCUCGGAAACCAGCCUAUCCCCCCUCAGGAAAUGACAGAGGAGAACUUCCUGCAUCUGCACGGCGAGUAUGAGCGACAGGUCAAAGAACUCUUCCUCCUGAGGAAGACUGUGGAAGAAAUGGAGCUGAGGAUAGAUACACAGAAACAAACACUAACUGCCAGGGAUGAGUCAAUAAAGAAGUUACUGGAAAUGUUGCAGAGUAAAGGCUUGUCAUCACGGGCAACCGAAGAGGACCACGAACGUACGAGGCGACUGGCUGAUGCUGAGAUGACUAUCCACCAACUGGAGGGCCUACUGGAACAAAAAGACAAGGAGAUGCUACAACUCAGAGAGGAGCUGCACAGGAGAUACGAAGCAGCUCCAGAGUCAACAAAGACAAAAGCCCUGCAGACAGUCAUUGAAAUGAAGGAUGCAAAGAUCAGCUCCCUAGAGCGUGGUAUGAGAGAGCUAGAGGAGGAAGUGAGCAUGCUCAAGUCCAAUGGAGCUCUGAGCAGCGAGGAGAGGGAGGAGGAGAUCAAGCAGAUGGAGGUCUACAGAUCCCACUCCAAGUUCAUGAAAAACAAGAUGGACCAGGCAAAGCAGGAGCUGAGUCGUAAGGACAGUGAACUGUUGGCUUUCAGGACCAAACUGGACACUCUGAACAACCAGUUUUCUGACAGUAAACAACAUGUGGAUGUACUCAAGGAAUCGCUCACUGCCAAGGAACAGAGAGCUGCCAUACUACAGACUGAGGUGGAUGCCUUGCGGCUCCGUCUGGAAGAAAAGGAAUCUCUUCUUUCUAAAAAGAGUCAGCAGAUAUCAGAGCUGACAGAUGAAAAAAGCAGUCAGGCAGGCGAGAUCACCGACCUCAAAGACAUGCUGGAUGUCAAGGAACGCAAAGUUAAUGUACAGCAGAAGAAGAUAGAAAACCUGCAGGAUCAGCUGAGGGAUAAAGAGAAACAGCUGAGCGGUCUGAAAGACCGAGUUAAGUCUUUACAGGCAGACACCUCUAACACUGACACAGCACUGGGAACACUGGAGGAGGCUCUGGCUGAGAAGGAGCGAAUCAUAGAGCGGCUAAAGGAGCAGCGAGACAGGGAGGAAAGAGAAAAGGGGGAGGAGAUGGAGUCCAGCAAGAAGGAGCUAAAGGAGUUGAGGGAGAAAGUCUCCCAGUUGCAAGCUGACCUGGCUGACCGUAAGACAUCUGUGUUGGAUCUGAAGGAGAAGGCCUCCUCUCUGGCCUCCUCAGCUCUGAAGAAGGACAACAGGCUGAAGACUCUGGAAAUCAGCCUGGAGCAGAAGAGAGAGGAGUGUGUCAAACUGGAGAACCAGCUCAAAAAGGCCCAGAGUGCAGCAGCAGAGUCCCAGGCCCACAGUGAACUCUCUGAAAACAUCUCUUCCCUGGAGCAGGAAGUGAUCCGGUACAAAGAAGAUGCUGGGAAAGCCCAGUCCGAGGUGGAACGACUUCUAGAGAUCCUGAGGGAGAUGGAAAAUGAAAAGAAUGACAAGGAGAAAAAGAUCCAUGAACUCGAGAGUCUUGCCUCAAGUUGUUUUGAUGUAGAGAUAAGGAACUCAACCACUGCCAAAUGUCUGACAUCAAGGCAGAUGAAGGACCAGUCAAAGAAGGUGUCCAACCUGAAACACAAGGAGCAGCUAGAGAAGAGCAGGAACACCCAGCUGAUGGAAGAGGCCAAAAAGAGAGAGGACAACCUGAACGAAAGCUCCCAGCAGAUAAAGGAUACCAUCCGUCUGAAGGAGGAGCGCAUUGAGGAGCUGGAGGAGGCACUGAGGGAAAGCGUUCAGAUCACUGCAGAGAGAGAGGUGGUGCUCGCCCAGGAGGAGCAGGCACGCACACGGGCUGAGAAACAGAUGGAAGACUUGCUGGUUGCCAUGGAUAAGGUGAAACAAGAACUGGAGGUGAUGAAAGCUAAGCUGUCAUCAACUCAACUCUCACUGGCCGAGAAGGAAGGUCACUUGAUUGCCCUGCGGGCUGAGAGGCGGAAGCACCUAGAGGAGGUCCUGGAGAUGAAGCAAGAGGCGCUGCUGGCAGCAAUAAGUGAGAAAGACGCUAACAUUGCCCUGCUGGAGCUCUCCUCGUCCAAGAAGAAGAAAACCCAGGAGGAGGAGGGAACAGUGAGGGAGGAGAAAACAAGGUUGUAUCAACAGAUUCAAAGACAGACUCAAAACCGGAUGAAGCUGAUGGCAGAAAACUAUGAGGACGACCACCUCAAGCUCUCGUCGCCAAACUCAGAGCAGCCCAACAAUCACAAGCCCUCCCCAGACCAGGACGAUGAGGAGGGUAUUUGGGCCUAGCCAAUCACAUGCCUUCUUUUCCCCCCUCGGUUCACCAUUUUGUACAGAAGGAUUCUCUCUCCUCUCCUGGAUCUCCAUCAGAAUUGCAGUAAACUGAAGCUGUACAUCAGUCACCUGACCUCACUGUGUCAGGAGCGAGA